Molecule: messenger RNA, 1364 nt
Organism: Folsomia candida
Lineage: Eukaryota; Metazoa; Arthropoda; Collembola; Entomobryomorpha; Isotomidae
Exons: 6
Coding region: 173-1282 (369 amino acids)
Source: RefSeq, a predicted model, not a curated record
AGACGUGGUUAUCAAUAUGUGUGUAUUGAUCUCCUUAUCACUGGACAAGUCAAUGCAUAAUAUAUAGCAAAAAGUGGGCACGUUUAAUUGUCCAAUACUCAUAUUCAGUCCCCAAUUAAUUUAGCUUGGUGCCCAAGUCUAGUAAUUCAUAAUUAAAGCAAUAAAAACGAAAAUGUUGCACAAAAAGGUUAUGGUUUUAUUGGGGGUCCUUUGCGCCAUUUCCUGUGGGAGAGGACAAGGUCAGGUUGCAGAGGAGGGUCCUCCUGGUAACAUUUUUGAUUUGUCGCCCAAGCAAAUAGAAGUUCUUAGCGAGGUUGCCACCCAAGGAAUUGUUUCGGCAUUUGUAACGCGUCUUGCUGCAAGAUACGGGUCGGUCGAAUCCAACCCAAUUGGAACGAAGGGGGCUUCACUCUUUCCAGAAUAUAAGGAGUGGAUGUGCAUGAAUGUUACAACGUUCGACCUUAUCAUUGACCUCAUUGGCCUUACCUACAAGCAUGAAAUGCUAACCGAUUAUGAAAUCAGAGGGAUGGACAAAUUAGUGGACAAUCUUGACCUUUACGUUAACUUCUCGGAUCCUGAUCAACCAGGCAGUAUUUCGUGGAGGGUGGAUAAUCCUCUCCUCGAUGUUUUAGGCGACUAUAGGAUGGAGCUCGGAUUGGGAGACGCUUUCAAUACUUCUCAUGAAGCUCAUAACGCAUCUUUUAAGAUGGAAGAUGGAUUUUUCUUCUUCUUGGCCAGUGCAAAGCUCCUCCCACUCAACGAGUCCUUACGUUUUGACAAUGUCACAAUUUCUUUCGGCACCAAAAAUAUGUCUUGGUUUGCACAUUGGAUCAUUAAAACUAACGGAUUAGACACUUACGAUGGUGAACUUGAUCUGGCCCCAGCAAUACAAAAUUUCAUGCAAACCGUCGUGCUCCCUAUUAUCAAAACUGUUACAGGGAUUCUGCCUAGCAUCCUAAACCUUAUUUUUGGACGCUGUUCUAUACUAGAGCUCCUUCAACCUCCUGCAGCCUGCCUCAACACUAACUUGGACGAGAUACUUGGAAGUUUUUCGAAGUCGAACUUAAUCCACGCGGAUUUUAAGAACAAUUUUGUUAGUAAUUGGAAUACUUUUGGGGUAAAUGAAUGUCCAGAACCUGUUGAAAUUACAACUCUGGAUGACGUUACCACUGAGCAAACGACCAUCACAACCGCUGCUGUUGGUGUGCUAGGUCCGGAAACAGGGUUCCUUUUCAUUACCACAAGUCUUAUGUAUUUGGUGACUCGUUUCGUGGUUGUUUAAUUGGUUGCAAUAUUUGUUAACUUGCAUAAUUCGAAACGAUUGCUAAUAAAAUUUGAGUUUAAUGAAACUGGAGUAAAAUUAA